AUGGUGACCAGCCCGCAGCGCCAGCCCCCGGCCCCCAGACCCAUGAUCGGCAGGAGGGCCCUGCGAGCCUCCUGUUCCAGAGCUCUGGAGCUGACCCCGGGCCUGUUGGACUUGGACAGCCCAGGGGAAGCCACAGGCACCUGGGGUGGGAAGAUGGAGGGGCCCUGCUUGCCUGCCCCUGGCUUCCCUCCUAGGCCCGUGGAGGUCCCUGGGGGGGCGUCCCCCCUGCGAGCAGGCCGGCUCCAAGGGGACCCCCUGCCGGAGGCCUGGCUGGCUGGCUGCAUCAGGCGGGCCUUAGGUGCCGGCUUUCCAGCCCUCUGGUCCUUCAAAGCCCAGGGUGAGAAGCAGCUGCCCGGGCCCCUGCUGUCCCCAGCAGGGGUCAGAGGUCACUCUGGCAGGAGUGGGAAGGACGGUCCCCCAGGCUCCCAGGGCUUCUGGGGCCACAAGGGCCAGAAGGGGCAGGUGGGGCUGCUGGGCGCCCCGUGCCAGCACAUCUGCUGGGCCUUCUCAGUGGGCUGGUGUGAGGGCCUGCACAGCGCCGACACCUGCCAGGCUGGGUCCUUUGACACCGAGCUGGUGAACCUGGACCGCACCUUCAGCCCGGCAGGCCGCUUCCUCUGCACCUACUCAGGCGUGUACCUCCUGAGCCUCAACAGGCACACCUGGAACUACAAGGAGACGUACCUGCAUGUCAUGUGCAGCCAGCAGGCCAUGGCUGUGCUGUAGGCACAGCCCAGGGAGCGCAGCACCAUGCAGACCCAGAGCCUGCUGGCCGCCGGGGACUCCGCCUGGGUGCGCAUGUUCCAGCGGGACCCUGACAAUGCCAUCUGCGGUGAGCACGGCAACCUCUACAUCAUCCUCAGUGGCCACCUGGUCAAGCCGGCCUCAGAGCUCUAG
This is a messenger RNA of Manis pentadactyla (Chinese pangolin), 897 nucleotides long. It is a transcript of the gene C1QTNF8, whose product is annotated as C1q and TNF related 8. Gene Ontology annotation, molecular function: protein binding. The record is from RefSeq and is a predicted model, not a curated record. Lineage: Eukaryota; Metazoa; Chordata; Mammalia; Pholidota; Manidae.